Penicillium brevicompactum is the source of this 522-nucleotide messenger RNA. RefSeq lists its product as uncharacterized. The record is from RefSeq and is a predicted model, not a curated record. The transcript has a single exon. Lineage: Eukaryota; Fungi; Ascomycota; Eurotiomycetes; Eurotiales; Aspergillaceae. The coding region runs from base 1 to 522 and encodes 173 amino acids.
AUGUCUACAUUCGAACCCGGAAACUUCGAGUUAUGGCAACGGGCUGGUGCUGUUCAAACUGUCCCAAUGGGCGGCAUCCAGUUCCUUGAUUUCAGACAGAAGGCUGCUCUCGCGACCGCCGGUCUUGGCUCAUGUUCUGCGGUUGUCAUUGCAUCGCCUCACGGUGUGAUACUCGCCCACAUUGCGCCACUGCCAGUAUCAACACAGAACCCCUUUGCUGGUGACGCCAAUGUCCAAUCUACCAUGAAUCGAGUUGUCGCCCUUUACCAGGAAAAAGAAAGAGCCUUUUUUCCUUCUGCUGAGACAGUGGUUAUCUGUGCAGAAUUUCGAGGCUCGGUAGCCUUACCGGAUCAGCUGGCUAUCAUGAUGGGAACAUUGAGUCAAGUACAACUCCAACCACGCGCAAUAUCUUACAUUGUACCAACAAAUCCAUCAACUCGCGAUAAUGGGGUAGUGAUGAUCAUUAAAAAGCCCGAAUAUUCCCAACCGAAAAUAUAUGUACAGGACCGGAUAGUGAAUUGA